Podospora pseudopauciseta is the source of this 1951-nucleotide messenger RNA. RefSeq lists its product as uncharacterized. The record is from RefSeq and is a predicted model, not a curated record. NCBI's taxonomy places the organism in Eukaryota, Fungi, Ascomycota, Sordariomycetes, Sordariales, Podosporaceae. The transcript has 2 exons. The coding region runs from base 146 to 1951 and encodes 601 amino acids.
GCGGCGAAUUCGCUUGGUUUUUUUGCUAUUUCUCUACUGAGAUAUUUACAUUCUAUAUAACCACCCAUGGUACAUACCACUGCUUCUCUUGCAUUAAACAGCACACAGAAGCUCAUCCCAGCGUCUGCUUACUUUUUCUAGCAUUAUGGCCGAAGUUGUAGGGCUGGUGGUCGCCGCCAACUCUUUGGCUAAGACUUGUUCGACUGUUUGGAAACUUGUGAAGCUGAUGAUUAAAAUAGGCCGAGAGGCCCCGGGAGCCGUGGAGGAGGAGAUCAGAAGCUACCGCCUCAUGUUGAAGACAUGUUUCACCGCUGUUCAAUCUGCGCAAAUCUCUCUUGAGGCGCGCUGGUCAGACGAAGAGUCCUCUUGUACGCCCGCGAUGAAGUACUUGAAGAAAACCAAUUUCCUGCGUGACAUCGAACGUCUCGCUCGAGAAAUACGACGCAAGAUGGCGGAUCUUUUUGAGAGGACCGCGGAACUCCCAAGUAGUUGGCAGUUGUGGGUCAAUUACAAAUGGCAUCGACUCAAACCGGACUUCACUGCUCUUUUACCAUUCAUGGAAACACUCAAGUCGGACCUGGUAUUGGCCCAGAGUACCUUGAAGCUUGAGUCGCUCUAUACAAGACAGUCUAAGGAACAAAAAUCUCCAACAGGGGAGAUGACGUUCAUCAUGGCAGAAAUCAAAGAAAUAAAACAUGAUAUGGCUCAGUUUGUCGAUAUGCUCCAUGACCUCCAAUAUCAACGCCACAUCAGUAUUGAAGGAGAAAGCGGGACAGUUGACCAGAACUCGGUCCUGGCAUAUCUCGCAGAUUCAAUGAUCAAAAAGGGCGUAGUACCCGCGUCCCCUCCGCCACGAGACUACAAGAUUCCCAAGCAACCGGACCUCAAUCUUCGCCGCCGGUCACGACGGCGGCGACACUCUACUCGUGAUCAAUAUCGUUACCGAUACGGAGAGAUAUCGCCACCCUCAUCGCAGCCAUCGACACUACUUUCCUCAGAGCCAGCAACGCUACCCUCGUCGGAGCCAACAACUCCAAGCUCAACCGGCCCUGGGGAGAUAUCCCCUUGGAGACAAGUGCCACCUCGGCUGAACUCUUCACCAUCCCGCAGCAGAUCUUCACCAAUCUCAGCGAGUAAAGAAGUAUCUCAUCCCCUCAAAUACGUCGCUUUUUCCAAGCCAGACGCAGUAACGCGACGGCGGAAGGACCACAGCUCCAGCGUUAACAAUGACCUGGCUCCUCGAAUGAGCGUGAAAUCCAGCACGUUACCGCCAGUGGAACAGAAGAAAAAGAUAACCACAAUGCAUGGGAAGUACAAGAUAAAAGCAGUGGAAGAGAAUCCCACGCCACCAUCAGUAGAGGAGAAACCCAAAACAAUAGCAGCAGAAGAGAAACCGAAAACCGUACCCUGCCCUUCAGGCUUCACCCCGACAAGGCUACAAUUCGAGCUGGAUUCCCCCCACACUCGAAUCCUCGCCUCUCGCCACCGCGCCAACAAGCCUAUCUCUGGUCACAUUGGCAGCCACACCAAAGCAUACUGGCCCCAGGAUGCACACCUCCACCCGUCUGGCAACGUGAACAUCAUCUCUGCUGACACAGCAAUGAAGUUGGGUUGGGAACCGCCUGUUAGUGAGAUUAGUAGGACGCUGUACACCUCCUAUGGAAAGAAUGGACGGACAGAGGUGUAUGGGACUAUUGCGAUGGAAUUCGUGAUCCCUGGGGUGGUGGAGCUUCGGGAUAGUUUUGAUUUUACGGUGUGCGGGGGGCUUUUGAAAGGGUAUGAGGUAGUUUUGGGGAUGGAUGUGCAGCAGUGGUUGAUGCGGAGGGGGGAGGAACAAGAGAUGGGGAUGAGGGUGAAGGGGGUGAGGGAUGAGGAUAGGGAUGUGAGUAAGACGGUCUCGGACUUGGAAGGGAAAAUACACAGCGGUUCAAGAAUAAGGGGUCAGGGGUAG